AUGGAUUUUCCUGGACACUUUGAACAAAUCUUUCAGCAACUAAACUACCAACGACUUCAUGGUCAACUUUGUGAUUGUGUCAUUGUGGUGGGGAAUAGACAUUUUAAAGCACAUCGUUCUGUGUUGGCAGCAUGCAGCACCCAUUUCCGAGCCCUUUUUACUGUAGCUGAGGGAGAUCAAACCAUGAACAUGAUCCAGUUGGAUAGUGAAGUGGUGACAGCAGAGGCCUUUGCUGCUUUGAUUGAUAUGAUGUAUACCUCUACACUUAUGCUUGGGGAAAGUAAUGUCAUGGAUGUUUUAUUGGCAGCUUCCCAUCUUCAUUUGAACUCUGUUGUUAAGGCCUGUAAACAUUAUUUAACUACAAGGACGCUGCCUAUGUCUCCCCCAAGUGACAGAGUUCAGGAACAAAAUGCACGAAUGCAGCGGUCUUUUAUGCUUCAGCAAUUGGGACUGAGUAUAGUGAGCUCUGCAUUAAAUUCUAGCCAGAGUACAGAAGAGCAACAAACUACCAUGAACUUAUCAAUGAGGAGUAACAUAGAACAGCGUACUACUUUUCCAAUAAGGCGCUUCCACAAGAGGAAACAGUCUUCAGAGGAUCGGGCCAGACAGCGCAUGAGACCCACUUUAGAUGAGUCCAUGAUUUCAGAUGUGACACCAGAGAAUGGACAGGCAGUGGUUCAUUCUCGUGAGGAGUUUUUUUCACCAGAUUCUUUGAAAAUUGUGGAUAAUUCUAAGUCAGAUUCAGUAACUGAUAACCAAGAAGACAAUGCUAUCAUGUUUGAUCAGUCAUUCAGUGGACAAGAAGAUGCCCAAAUGCCUAGUCAAUCUGACAACAGUGCUGGGAACAUUUCUCAGAUGUCUAUGGCAUCUCAGACAACUCAAGUGGAAACCAGUUUUGGCCAGGAAGCUACUUCUGAAAAAAAUGGUUUUCAGUGUGAAAAUACAGAAGUUGGCCUCAGUGAGAAAGACCACAUGAGAGUGGUGGUUAAAUCUGAACCUUUGAGCUCUCCUGAGCCUCAGGAUGAAGUGAGUGAUGUGACCUCUCAAGCAGAAGGCAGUGAAUCUGUGGAAGUGGAAGGUGGAGUGGUCAGUGCUGAAAAAAUAGAGCUGAGUCCAGAAAGCAGUGAUCGUAGUUUUUCAGAUCCACAAUCCAGCACUGACAGAGUAGGGGACAUUCAUAUUUUGGAGGUUUCCAAUAAUCUGGAACACAAAUCUACUUUUAGUAUUUCAAGUUUUCUAAGCAAGAGCAGAAGUAGCACCUUUAGUGCCAAUCAGAACAAUGAUGACAACAUUCCAAACACUACCAGUGACUGCAGAAUGGAUAAUGACACAUCUUAUUUAAUGAGUCCAGAGUCGGGUCCUACAAGUGGUCAUUCCUCUGCUGCCGUCUCUCAUGUGGAGAAUCCUUUCAGUGAACCUGCAGACUCACAUUUUGUUAGACCUAUGCAGGAAAUAAUGGGCCUUCCCUGUGUGCAGACUUCUGGUUAUCGAGCAGCAGAACAAUUUGGGAUGGAUUUUCCUAGAUCUGGUUUGGGAAUACAUUCUCUCUCCAGGGCAAUGAUGGGUUCCUCUCGAGGGGGAGCCAGUAAUUUUCCUGGCUACCGUCGUAUAGCUCCAAAAAUGCCAGUUGUGACCUCUGUUAGGAGCUCUCAAAUACAAGAUAACUCAGCUAAUUCCCAGUUGUUAAUGAAUGGGCCUACUUCCUCCUUUGAAAAUGGGCAUCCUUCCCAGCCUGGUCCCCCUCAGUUGACCAGAGCAUCUGCUGAUGUUCUGUCAAAGUGUAAGAAGGCCUUAUCAGAGCACAAUGUCUUAGUUGUAGAGGGGGCUCGAAAAUAUGCCUGCAAAAUCUGCUGUAAGACAUUUUUGACCUUAACAGACUGUAAGAAGCACAUUCGUGUACACACAGGUGAGAAGCCCUAUGCCUGCUUAAAGUGUGGUAAGAGGUUCAGCCAGUCAAGCCACCUGUAUAAACAUUCCAAAACUACUUGCCUCAGGUGGCAGAGCAGCAAUCUACCUAGCACUUUGCUCUAAUCCUGUUUUUCCCUCUGAUCAAAAUGAAGUCAAUACCAAUUUCAAAAUAAUUUUUAACAAUUAUUGGCAGAUACUUAACACUAUUUUGUUUUAGGUUUCUGGCUGAACAGUGGCUCUUAUACGUUGUGUAAUUAGACACAGGCACUUGUGCUAAUAGGUCUUUGAGAAAAAUGCAGAACUUGGGAGGAAAAGGGAUGUAAUCCCUAAAACCAAGUUAUUCCUUUAGGAUUGAGUUAACAAGGAGAGAAUAUUUUGUUCCUAAAAGUGGCACGUUUUAAGAAUAAAAAACUAAAGUGCAAAUUUUUUUAAAAGCAAUUUUUGUAAAAGUGUGUGAAGCAUUUAAAUAAAAUACCUGUACAUUUAAGUUUGGUAUAUUAUGUGUCUGAACAAUGAUGCAAAGAGCUCUU
This is a messenger RNA of Gracilinanus agilis (Agile Gracile Mouse Opossum), 2438 nucleotides long. It is a transcript of the gene ZBTB5, whose product is annotated as zinc finger and BTB domain containing 5. NCBI's taxonomy places the organism in Eukaryota, Metazoa, Chordata, Mammalia, Didelphimorphia, Didelphidae. The transcript has a single exon. The record is from RefSeq and is a predicted model, not a curated record. Gene Ontology annotation, cellular component: nucleus. Bases 1 to 2031 code for a protein of 676 amino acids. Gene Ontology annotation, biological process: regulation of transcription by RNA polymerase II. Gene Ontology annotation, molecular function: DNA-binding transcription factor activity, RNA polymerase II-specific; protein binding; RNA polymerase II cis-regulatory region sequence-specific DNA binding.